UGUCAAUUUAUAGGUAGACUCAUUUGUUUAAGCCGCUUGAUAAAAAAAAUGUCAAUGCAAUAUUUAUACAUCAGUGAGUGGAGGAGAAAAUGAUCAAAAACGCCACUUAUUCAAAAUGAUAAAUUACACGACGUGAUUAAACGAUUAAACCAAUAUUAUAGGAUAUUGAAAUCAAAUCCUUUAAAUUAGUAUGAUAUACAGGAAUGUUUAGACUUGGUAAAGAGUCGCCGUGUUACAUGCCCCCAUGCUACUGUUGCACUAACGAAUUAGUCAAAUUUGAUUUUAAAAUUUGAUCGUAUCACUUUUUAAGUAAUUGAGUUUGUAAAUUCCAGCUAUAUUUGAUCCAUAGUCUUACUUAAUUCGAGAUCAGGCUUAAACAAUAUUUGUAAUGAUCCACAAACAUAAAUCAUCCCUCUCCAAGUUUAGCACAUAGGAUUCAAACUCGGGUCCGGCCGGUAACAAUAAAACAUCAUUUUUCUAACUAUUUGAGCCAAUCGCAUUUUUGUAGACAUUUUUAUUUAGAAAAUGUUCCUACAAUCUCAUUAAACCAAAUGUGGAUUAGUUCAAAUAAGAAAUAAUUUCGUAGUACCUACCAGACUUAAUUCACGAAUCAAAAACUAAGCAGGUGAGGUAAAUUCUAAACAAUUGAAAGAUAAAAUAAAUUAAGGAAAAGUCGGAGUAUCUUUAACCGCCCUUCCACUAUUUAUCUUUUGUUUGUUUUUUGGAAAACAUGGACCGCACGUUGUCUCUCCAGCCCUAGAAAACUAGUUCAACAUUUCUCUGUUUCAUUCAUUUGCACCAACUCAAAAACAAAAACAAAAACAUAAAACAACUGGAAAAAGAAAAGUACAGAACAUAAAGUAGUUCUGUUUCAUUCGGUGGUGAAAGAACAGAGACAAGGGAGAGCGAAAGGACUAGUUUCUUGAUCUGUACGUCUCUUUUUGCUUUCUUCUCUUCCAUUUUGUGGAUUUCAUUUGCUUUGUUUUCCUUUAUAUAUAUACGAUCUGAGCCAAGAAAAAAAAAAAAGAGAGAAAUAAAAGAAAGUGUGGGGAGAGAGAUAAAUUGAGAGGAGUAAAUUGGGAAUGGUGCGGACAUUAGGACGUAAACUAAGCUGGCCAAGAUCUUUCAGUUUUAGAAAGAUGUUCGAUGGUCGGAACUCUGGACAUUCAUCAUUCUCUUCUCGUGGGGAUGGCAUGCAUACACCCGAGCACGAACUUGCCGUACAUGGAAUGGAUGCUGCACCAUCCACUCGUAGAGGCAAGCAAAGUAGGAGAUCAGACAUUGAAGUGAUGAAGGAAAGAUUCGCAAAACUGCUGCUUGGAGAGGACAUGUCAGGCGGUGGGGAUGGGGUGACCUCUGCGUUAGCUUUGUCAAACGCCAUCACCAAACUCGCUGAUUCAAUGUUUGGGGAGCAGAUGAAAUUGCAGCCUAUGUAUCCAGAGACAAAAGAGAUUUGGAGGAAAGAAAUGGAUUGGUUAUUAUCUGUGGUUGAUCACAUUGUCCAGUUUGUUCCUUCUAAACAAAUGGGCAAAAAUGGCCAAUUCACUGAGAUCAUGGUGACGAAACAAAGAGAUGAUUUGCUGACGAACAUUCCAGCUUUACGCAAACUUGACUCGGUUCUUCUCGAAACUUUGGACAACUUCAAGGAUCAGAAAGAGUUUUGGUAUGUGCCAAGAGAUAUUGAGGAUGCAGAUCACAAUGGAGAUUGGAGGAGGGAUGAGAACUGGUGGCUACCAGUUGUUAAAGUUCCAACAGAUGGUUUGUCUGAGGAAUCACGUAGAUGGUUGCAAAAUCAGAAAGAUUCUGUGGCACAAGUCCUUAAAGCCGCCACGGCCAUCAAUGCUCAUGUAUUGUCUGAAAUGCACAUUCCUGAAAACUACAUUGAUUCCCUUCCGAAGAAUGGGAAGACAAGUUUGGGCGAUUUUCUUUACAAGAGCAUAACAGAGGAAUGCUUUGAUCCUGACUACUUUGUUUCUUUCUUGGAUUUGUCAACGGAACACAAAGUACUUGAUCUAAAGAACAGGAUUGAAGCUUCCAUGGUGAUUUGGAAGAGGAAGAUGUGCCAGAAGGAGAAAGACGGGAAAUCGCAGUGGGGAUCAACCGUUAGCUUAGAGAAGAGAGAGCUUUUUGAGGUCCGAGCUGAGACCAUUUUGGUUAUGCUCAAACAGCAAUUCCCUGGAAUCCCACAAUCCUCACUUGAAGUCUCCAAGAUUAAAAACAACAAGGACAUUGGACAGGCGAUUUUGGAGAGCUAUUCGAGGGUAUUAGAAAGUCUGGCUUCGAAGAUAAUGUCGAGAAUAGAGCAUGUUCUUGAAGCUGAUCGGCUAGUUCAAAGACAAUUGAUGGGAGAGGUAGAGACAAGAUCAGAAAGCGAGGCAGAAUCAGAAUAUGAGGAAACCGAAAAGGUGGUUGCAGCAGAAACACCAAACUCGAGGAAACUAUCAGACUUCAUAGGGUGGAGAUUGUCAUCAGAUACUAAGAAGCAUAGUUCAAUGAGUGAUAUAGAAUUCUUCCACAAAGUUGAGCAAGAGAAGGAGAAGCCCAUGAUGAAGUCUCCAAGAGCUCUACCGAAGAAAUUUUCAUAUCUAGCAAAGUUAGAGAACAUGAGAAGCCCGAGUGACAGACACUGAUAGUGAAAAGAUCAGGUAAUAGAACAGGGCAUAGAAGAAGAAGGAAAAAAAAAACAAAGAGAGUGAGAAAGAGAGAGAAUAGAGAGGAGAUUAAAGUGUGUGAGAAUGUGUACAUAUAUAACAAUGCAGGCGAUGGUUGGUUUUAGGAUUUGGGACACGAGUCUUGGUGUUUGAGGACACUUGUGAUAGAGUGACCUGGUUGAUCAUGUUUGCUGCUUGUUUUGACUAUUGCUUCCUGUUGUUUUUUCUAAGAGGGAAGUGUGAGUAUGUGUGGACCGUUUUUUGAUAUUUUGGUUCUUUGGUGUUUUGCAUUGUAACGUCUAUAACAUUGUUUCCUAAUGGAUUUUGAAGCUCAUUUGUAUGA
Arabidopsis lyrata subsp. lyrata is the source of this 2994-nucleotide messenger RNA. RefSeq names its product rop guanine nucleotide exchange factor 10. Gene Ontology annotation, molecular function: guanyl-nucleotide exchange factor activity. Lineage: Eukaryota; Viridiplantae; Streptophyta; Magnoliopsida; Brassicales; Brassicaceae. The transcript has 7 exons. The record is from RefSeq and is a predicted model, not a curated record. The coding region runs from base 1083 to 2630 and encodes 515 amino acids.